This is a messenger RNA of Theobroma cacao (cacao), 2389 nucleotides long. RefSeq names its product Major facilitator superfamily protein. The record is from RefSeq and is a predicted model, not a curated record. Lineage: Eukaryota; Viridiplantae; Streptophyta; Magnoliopsida; Malvales; Malvaceae.
UGGUUUGUUGGUCACUUGACAUCCUUAAAUGGGUGGGAGUGGACGAGCUCGUUCCUGUUUUUCCCCCAUUUUUUAUUUAGUCAAAGCAGAUAGAACAACCAAGCUGGACGCGAUUUUUUUAAUUUAGUUAAAGUCAACUUGCACCAGUUUGUCAGGAUGAACUCUCCAAUAGUCAUAAUCAACUCUUCAUCCGGAAUGACUACAAACGUUGCAGCCUGGGGCUUGGCCCAGCUGGUUGGCCCACCUCCUUUCCCGCAAGGCUGGCUUUCUGGCCUGUCCCAGAUCCUGCAUUUCCCAUUCUCCCUUCAUAUAUAUAUAUAUAAGACCUCAAACAUAUAUAUUCAAGGGCUGCACUUCCUUUCCAAUGUCAAGUUCCGCGACGAAUUAGUAUAUUAUGACACUCCGAGGUUGGACUUUGGAAUGUAAAAGGGGGAGGCAAUCGUGAAAGCUAACCACUCCGAUAUCGUGGGUGUGGAAAAAGGAGAACACUCCUCCAAGAUCCAUGCUCCUUUAAACCUCAAACAUGGAUUCCUCAGAGAAAGAGGGACUCGUUGAAGAGUCUCUCUCGAGUACUUCCCAACAACCAGCCUGCAAUUCAAACCAAAGCAAUAUUUUCUCACUCUUUCUUGAGCCCUUUCAAUGGCUACAAAUGCUCUCUUCCCAGCUAAACCCAACUUUCAUCUUUGGCAUAGUCCUCGUCUAUGGCCUCAGCCAAGGCUUCUCCAGCUCUUUCUUCAAAGUAGUCACGGACUACUACUGGAAAGACGUUCAGAAAGUCCAGCCCUCGGUAGUGCAACUUUACAUAGGCCUAUACUACAUUCCAUGGAUUAUGAAACCUGUAUGGGGUCUAUUCACUGAUGUUUUUCCAAUAAAAGGCUAUAGAAGAAGACCAUACUUUGUGCUUGCUGGUGUUGUUGGGGGUGCCUCUGCGUUGAUGGUUGCUCUUUUCGGUAACUUGCCUGCUGCUUUGGCAUUGGGUUGCUUGAUAGGGGUUGCAGCAGGCAUGGCAAUAGCAGAUGUGACAAUUGAUGCGUGUAUUGCAAGAAAUAGCAUUAAGGUCCGAUCUUUGGCUCCGGAUAUGCAAAGCCUUUGUGGAUUUUGCUCCUCUGCCGGGGCUUUAAUUGGUUACUCCACCAGUGGGUUUUUUGUUCACCAUCUCGGAGCUCAGGGAGCUUUAAUUCUUUUGGCAAUCCCACCAGUUUUUAUCACAGUGUUGGGCUUUGUAAUCUAUGAAAUGAGAUCUACCAGCCUUCAAUCUGAGAAGCAGAAGGCAAUGGAAACGUUAGUAGUUGCCCUAAGGGGGAUGUAUCAGACAAUCAAGUUCCCUCAGGUGUGGAAGCCGUCACUGUACAUGUACCUCUCUUUGGCUCUGAGUAUAAGUACUCAUGAAGGGCAGUUUUAUUGGUACACUGAUCCGAAAGCUGGUCCUGCAUUCUCUCAGGAAUUUGUUGGGGUCAUCUAUGCAAUUGGUGCAAUGGCUUCAAUGGUGGGGGUUCUGAUCUAUCACAAGACACUAAAAGACAUUCCAUUCAGAAACCUACUCUUUUUCGCUCAACUCCUUUAUGGCACAUCCGGGAUGCUCGAUCUGAUCUUCAUCCUUCGAUGGAACUUAGUCCUCGGAAUCCCAGAUUACUUCUUUGUCAUUAUGGAAGAAUGUGUCUCACGAAUUAUCAGCAGAAUAAGGUGGAUUCCCAUGAUUGUAUUAAGCACCAGGCUUUGCCCUCUAGGCAUUGAAGGCACAUUUUUUGCACUGCUAAUGUGCAUUGACAGCCUCGGUUCCCUGACAUCCAAAUGGGGUGGAGGGAUUGUUCUUCAUACGUUGCAUGUCACCAGGACUGAUUUUACAAACCUGUGGUUGGUUGUUCUCAUUAGAAACACCCUGAGAUUUGCAACUCUGGGUCUAAUUUUUCUCGUCCCCAAGGCUGAUCAAUCAGAUGCUUUGAUCCCCCCAGAUAUUCUGACAAACAAUUCAACUGUAACAGCAGAUGAUGAGGGCUUGGAACUUGUCUCUAAGAACGAAAUAGAUGAAACUUAGCUGUUCUUUUACAUGUUUAUAUAAAAUAGAGCCUGGACCGGAAAAGAAUGAACCUGGAUGACACCCCCAGGUUCAUGGUUCUCAAGCUCAACCUGACGAUUGCAUUCAUACUCAGAAGUCAAGAGGGAUCAUUCAGGAUUUUUCCAAUUCCCUUCCUGAGAGUCCACUGCUAAAGUUGAUGGCUGGCUUCCCCAUUCUCCUGGGGAAUUUGUCAGUAUUUCUCACUUGAUGAUUCCCUCAUUUUCCCUUCCAUGGGAAGUUCUGUGCCGAACAUAUUGUUUCAUAAAAGGAGUAAGCUUUAAAUCAACGCUUCUCUUGUAAUUAUGGUUAUGAUAAGAUUAAUAUUUUUAUUAA